Cuscuta campestris is the source of this 930-nucleotide messenger RNA. NCBI's taxonomy places the organism in Eukaryota, Viridiplantae, Streptophyta, Magnoliopsida, Solanales, Convolvulaceae. The record is from the annotation of a GenBank genome assembly.
GACGAUGAAGGUUCGAUGGAGGUUGAUUGGAAGUCCGAUCGGAGAUUGGACGAUAAAGGUCUGAUCCGCGAUCUGAACGCUGCUUGGAUAUGUAAGUUCUGGUCGAUUCCACUUCUAGUUGCUCACGAUGGUCUUCCGCUUCCUAGAGAUCUUUUCUUCUGCUUAGCAAAUUUCAACCUAUGAAUGAGCAUAUGAAUGUGAUUGUAAGACAAUAAUACUACGACGACGAUGGCAGACCCCGGUGGUGUUGGCGGCGAAAGAGGCGAGCUUGGCGAUGAGAAAUACCCUUUGAUGGACAGUGCAAAGGGUAAUCACCAGAGGAGAGGGAGUUUGGGUCUUCCAUGGGUGUCCCAAACACAAUGGUCAGGCGAAAAACCUUCCAGAGAUUCCCGUUUUAAUGACGAUGAAUCCGUGAAUGUAAAGGUUGUGCUACGUUGCAGACCACCAAAUGGGGAUGAAGUGAAGGCAAAAGAACCCCUAGUGAUAUCAUGUGAUGAGCAAAAACAUGAGGUGUCUGCAAUCCUAAACACAGCUACUAAACAGACAAAUAGAACUUUUAUUUUUGACAAGGUCUUUGGUCCCUCAACUCAACAGAAAGACUUGUACAAUCAAGCUGUGGCGCCUCUUGUCGACGAUGCUCUUGAAGGGUAUAGCUGCACGGUCUUCGCAUACGGCCAAACAGGAACUGGAAAAACGUAUACAAUGGAAGGGGAAGUAGGGAUGGAAAAGGUUUGAUCUUCUCGGUUUGGUUUGAUAUGGUUUUUCCCCCCUUGUUUGGCCGGGAUGGAAUGGUUUGUUUCAUUUUUUUCCCAUGGUGAUAGAAUGGAGAGCUCAAGAAGAAUGCAGGGGUGAUUCCGAGAGCAGUAGAGCAGAUUUUCAAGAAGCUGAAGUCUGAAAAGGCAGAGUAUACAAUGAAGGUGACAUUCAUAG